AUGGCGGGUCAAGGACACGACGAUCCUUUGGCGUACGGCGAAUUUCACGAUGGUAAUUUCCACGCCAAUCAAGAAGGAGGCGAGCGGGGCCUGCUAGGGGACGCGUAUCGAUUUUUCCAAUCUCGACAACAUCAUUCAGGCUCAUCCCAGGCACCGCCUGGCCAAAGUUCUAGUGUCACUCAGCAAUACCAACCUCAUCUCUUCAACCAACCCCAGGCGUCGUCAUUUGAGAAGCCUUCCUCUACUUCUGCCGAGCAAAGAUCUUCCUUCAACAUGUCCUCAAUACUUGACACCAUCAGUAAUGCCGUCCAUGGCAUUGGGCAUGAGAUUGUCGAGCAAUUCUCUGGCGAGGGCGACAUCCACAGUCAUACGCACACCAGCGGACAGUGUAGCGACGGUGCUCAUGACCCCAGCCAGCACCGGUUCGGAAGCUUUGCGCCUCAACGUGACGGCAACGACGUGAAGUGGUUUGUCGACGGCUGUGGAUACUUCUGGGCAGUUUCAAGGGCUUUGGAAAAUGCUUCGCAGUCAAUCUGGAUUCUCGAUUGGUGGCUCUCCCCAGAACUCUAUCUUCGUCGUCCGCCUGCGAAGAACGAGCAGUAUAGACUGGACCGAAUGCUCCAGGCAGCUGCUCAGCGGGGUGUUAAAAUUAACGUUAUCGUCUACAAAGAAGUUACGCAGGCAUUAACACGUAAGUAUCUCUCUCCUACGCUGCCCGACUAUAUCCAUUCCCUUCUUCCCUCGUCGACCGAUCCAAUCACGUCAAUCCUCAGCAGGCUGGGGCUUGCAGCUACUUUUGCUUCACUUGAAGAAGUUGAAGCUCAGAACCCGCUGAUCACUCCACCCGUAACAGUCUCGUCGAGCCACACCAAGCAUGCGCUCGAAGAGCUGCACCCCAACAUUAGCGUUUUCCGACACCCUGACCAUCUGCCCGAUGCCCAAACUUUUCAGUCUUCUUUGACAUCUUCCUUACAGAAGAUGACGCUGGAUCCUGCAACUGCUUCGAAACUUCCAGAAGAUGCACUGAAGGCACUUUAUGGCAUGAAUGAGGACGUGAUUCUUUAUUGGGCACAUCAUGAGAAGCUUCUGCUUGUGGAUGGUGAGAUUGCCUUCAUGGGCGGUCUCGACCUCUGCUUUGGGCGAUGGGACUUGAACCAGCAUCCCGUUGCCGAUGCUCAUCCCGAGGAUCUAAGCCAGAUCGUGUUUCCUGGGCAAGACUUCAACAAUGCUAGAAUCAUGGAUUUCCAAGACGUGUCAAAUUGGCAGAAUAAUAAGCUCGACCGCAAGACCAAUUCUCGCAUGGGAUGGUCGGAUCUCUCCAUAUCCCUGAGAGGCCCAGUGGUCGAAGAUCUCAAAGUCCAUUUCGUCGACAGGUGGAAUUUCAUCUUUAACGAAAAGUAUAAUGUCAGGGAAGAUUCACGCUAUUCGCGCUUGAGUGUUGCGGAGACACAGUCCGGCAUCGUAGGACAACCGCCGUCUCAGGCAGACGUAAAUCAAGCCUCGUCUGGAUUUGCACAUUAUGGCCAUGAACUCAAGUAUCGACUCCACGAGGGUGUUCAGCACGUUCGAAAUGUCGAGCCUGACUCUUCACAAAACAUUGCGUUCUCUGGCGGCGUCCCAUGUCAGAUUGUUCGGAGCUGCUCUAAAUGGAGCGGCGGGGUCCCGACAGAGCACUCUGUGGCCAAUGCAUACAUCGAGGUGAUUAAGAACAGCCAACACUUCAUCUAUAUUGAGAACCAGUUUUUCAUUACUGCUACGUCUGAUGCUCAACGACCGGUCAAAAACAAAAUUGGAGCUGCUAUCGUCGAGCGGAUUCUUCGAGCAGCUCGAGCUGGCCAGACGUACAAGGUCAUUGUCCUAAUGCCGGCGAUUCCAGCCUUUGCCGGAGACCUGCGAAACGAUGAUAGUCUCAGCACAAGAGCUAUUAUGGAAUUUCAGUACAACUCCAUCAACCGUGGCGGCCACAGCAUCAUGGAGCUCAUCGCCAAGGAAGGUUUUGAUCCUACAAAAUAUAUCCGUUUCUAUAAUCUCCGAAACUAUGACCGCAUCAAUUCCAGUGCAUUUAUGCGUGACGUACAGAAUGCAAGCGGCGUCGACUAUGAGGAUGCUCGGAAGCAAUUCGACGAUUAUUAUAGUCAGGAGGGUCCAGCCAAAGAGAAGAUUUACGGACAAAAUCAACAGUAUCAACGGUAUCAAGAGGCGGCGCAGCAGAUGGAUGGUCAAAGAAAAGCCAAUACUGGUCGUUGGGAUACCGUCAGCGAAUGUUAUAUGCUUGGUGGGCAAGAUAUUCGAAGUGUCCCAUGGGAUGAUGGUGAAUUGUCGGAAAUUGAUGCUUUUGUGAGCGAGGAGCUCUACAUCCACACCAAGCUACUCAUUGCCGAUGAUCGAAUCGUCAUUUGCGGAUCUGCCAACCUAAAUGACCGAUCCCAGCUAGGUGAUCAUGAUUCCGAAAUUGCCAUUGUAAUCGAAGAUCCAACUCCACUUGACUCGUACCUGAACGAGCAGCCCUGGAAAGCGUCCAAAUUUGCGGCAACUCUUCGCCGGCAACUCUUUCGAAAGCACCUCGGACUGCUUCCGCCACAGGAUAUGGAGCGUCCCGACCAGAAUUUUGAGCCGAUAGGAGUGCCAAAUGCUUACGACUAUGGUUCCGCUGAAGACCAUGAUGUGGUUGAUCCACUUUCGGACCGCUUCCUCAAUUUGUGGAACAGCACGGCGAAACAGAAUACAGAUGCUUUUGCGCGCGUCUUCCAUCCAGUUCCAUAUGAUGGAGUCAGGACAUGGAAAGACUAUGAUGCGUAUUACGAGCGCUUCUUCAAAGACGCCGAAAAAGAGAAGGACUUGAAACCAUCUCAAUACAAGUGGGGACACGUCGUCGCCGAAGACUUUCCACCUGGCGACGUUGGCGUCCAGGAAGUCAAGAAGGUUUUGAGUACGAUUCGAGGUACACUGGUUGAGAUGCCUUUGAUGUUCCUCAUCAAGGAGGAUAUUGCCAAGGAAGGCAUUAGCUUGAAUGCCUUCACCGAAGCUGUCUAUACGUAG
This is a messenger RNA of Xylona heveae TC161, 3039 nucleotides long. Its product is annotated as phospholipase D/nuclease. The record is from RefSeq and is a predicted model, not a curated record. Gene Ontology annotation, biological process: intracellular signal transduction; phosphatidic acid biosynthetic process; cell motility. NCBI's taxonomy places the organism in Eukaryota, Fungi, Ascomycota, Xylonomycetes, Xylonales, Xylonaceae. The coding region runs from base 1 to 3039 and encodes 1012 amino acids. Gene Ontology annotation, molecular function: D-type glycerophospholipase activity. The transcript is spliced from 6 exons.